UCGACAACCGGGUAAGAAAGGAGGGGAGGGAAGCACCAGAGCAGGAGGGAAAGGACUUAGGAGCAUUGAAACAGAGGGAGAAAAAACAACAGAAUGAACUAGUGUUUGAAUAAGGAGAUUCAAAACGGAUAUCGGUGCGUGGAGCAGAUCCAACUGCAGAGGGCAAGUUCAGCUUUCUAAAAGUGGACCAGGGAGGCCUGAACACUCCACCUGUGAUUCCUGGGUAAUCAGCCUCAGGGCAGAGGACAGCUUUUGUUUCUUCUUCAUCACCAUGCAGUGUUCCACCUGACUGACCUUUAAGCUCACUUCUAAAGAGUCCGGAUGAAUCGCUGCAGUUAGAGAGCUCACUACCAUCAGCAUGCAAACUGUCUGCAGUAGCAUAUCAUGAGCAUGAGAGUUUAAAUAAGAGGCACCCAUUGACAUCAUUAGGCAAGAGCUGUCCAUCACAGGAGAUAAGCCAGCAACAGUUUCUAAUACCCCGCUCGCUCUUUCUGUCAGUAAUUAGGCAGGUGCCAGCAUGGAUGUGGAGGACGAGGCGCUGCUGUUUGGCACCAGCUGGGGAGAUGAGGAGGAAGAGGAGGAGGAUGGGGAGACGCACGCUGCGGGGCAGAGCUGUUUGUCGGGGAGUGAAGGGGUUUGUGGGGUUUGGAGUGGAGUGGGGUGGGUGUACACACAACCCUGGGCCAGUGGGGUGGUUUUAGGGGUAGCAUUCCUCAUGCCCUCUGCCCUGUUCGCCUACAUGCUGCUCUACUGCCCUCCUCUGGACAUAGAUCUCUCCUACAGUGCCUUUGAGGUUCACAGUCACUUCUCAGCUGAGCGCUUUGAUGCUCUCACUGUUGCUGUGAGGACUCAGCUUGGGUCUUGGGACAGACGCAGGCGGGACAUAGAGGACAAGGAGUCUGAGGCUCUAAAGGAGCUUCUCCUGGAGAAGCUGGAUGAAAAGGGGGUUUUCAACUGGACAGAAGGGAAGAAGGUAAAGUCCUCCUUUCAACCAGACAACACUUUAAGAACAGAAGGUGAUCAGAGAGGAGAAGCAGAAACUGAGCCUGACUCAAGUAUGGGAGGAAUAAAGAUGGACAAGAGCUUAAGUAACAGAGCUGAAGAGGAACAGGGAUUAAAAGAUGGAAAUUCCUCCUUCUCACUCAUUAGGAGGCGCAGAUUUGCUCCUAAUUACUACAUGCAGAGCCAGGCUCUGUGGAAGAUUGAGCUGGUUUUUGUAGCUCAGGGGAAAGGUGAGCGCAACAUCUUCACCCCAGAGCGUCUGGAGACAGUUCACCAUGUGGAGCGUCUGCUCAUGCAGCAUCCUCAGUUUCAUCAGUUCUGUUGGAAACCUAUGGAGAUAUUAAGGGAUCUGCCUCUGGGGCCUUCUUAUUGCUCCCCACCCAGCUCACUUCUGUCUUACCUCUACCCCAGUGAGAAGGCGGGGAAGAUAUACUAUGAUGGCAUGGGCCCAGAUCUGGCUGAUAUUCAAGGUUCCCUGAGUCUGGCCAUCACCCACCCACAGUUCUACUGGUACGUGGAUGAAAGUCUCUCCCCUGAGCAUCUCUCUUCAGCCCUUUUACGCAGUGAGAUCCACUUUGGAGCUCCCCUGCCGUCCUUCUACUCCCUGCAGGAUCGAGCAGAUGAGCAAAGAGCUCGCUUCAAAAACUUUGUGGUUCAGUAUGCAGGCAUGCUGGCCAAGCAGUCUACCAGUGAGGUGAAGGUGCUGUAUGGGGGGACGGAGCUGUUUGAUGAUGAAGUGAGACACACCUUUUAUAAUGAUAUGAUGCUGGCUGUCAUCAGCGGAGCUUGCAUCACUGCGCUCGUCUACUUUCUCACCUCCUUUUCUGUCUUUCUGACGUUCUUUGGACUCGCCAGCAUCGGAUUGAGCUGCUUGAUGGCUCUUUUUCUCUACCAUGUUGUCUUUGGAGUGAGGUACCUCGGCAUUCUCAACGGAGUGGCAGCGUUUGUCAUCAUUGGGAUUGGUGUGGAUGAUGUGUUUGUGUUCAUCAGCACCUUCAGACAGGCCUCCCAUCUACGGCACCCUCAGGAGCGAAUGAUCUACACCAUAAAAACCGCCGGCAGGGCGACGUUCCUCACCUCCUUCACGACUGCAGCUGCCUACGCCGCCAACACCUUUUCUCAGAUCCCAGCCGUGCAUGACUUUGGCCUAUUCAUGGCCCUCAUUGUCAGCUGCGCCUGGCUUUGGGUGUCUGUCCUGAUGCCAGCAGCCCUGUGUAUCUGGACCCAGCAUGUGGAGCCUCACGAACAUGACUGGUUAAACUGCGUGAAGUUGCUCUUAGGCUUGUCAGCGAGCUACAGCCCUUUGUCAGAUGAGGAUGAUGAUGUGGCACUUCUGUCGGUGGACAUGGAGCCAGGCUCCUGUGACACAGACAGCGAUGCAGCCAUUCUUUCCCUCACAGUGGAGACACCAUUAUCCUCUACAGGACAGCAGCAUAUGGGUGUGGUUAGCACAAAACUCCAAUGGGGCCUGAAGCACUUAGUGGCUGUGCCUGCUGUGAGGCAUCGGAAAGCGGUUUUAGGCGUCUUUCUCCUGGUUCUGGUCUUCUCUGCGGGUUGCUGCUGUCUCCUGAGACCAGCCACCCAUGCCCCCCUCCUGUUCCGACAGGACACAAACCUUCAGACUCUGCUGGCUCUGCGCAGCAACCUCAGUGGUCAGGGAAUCUCCUGCCCCAUGUGCUCAGGUGUGUUCAUGGAAAAGCCCCACCUUCUGUACACACACACUCCUUCAGGUUUGAGGUUUUCCACACAUCAGCGAAGUCAAAGCCCAACAGCCUCAACUGCCCCCAAAAUCUCAAUCAAAACAAACCCAGGCACAAACACAACAGGCUCCUUGCUGACUGUGUACAUGUCAAAGCUGGUUCAAGGAGGCUCCACAACAAUCUACAGAUUCUCUCUGAACACCAGCGUCCCAUCACCGUGGAAAGUGUGCAGCACAGAGCACGAUGAGGUGUCGUCAUUCCAGGCAUUUAGUCAUCCCUUCGACAAUUACACCAGCAGAAUGACAGUGUGUAUUUCCAGAGAGUACCGGCCGUACCCCAGCUGGAUGCUCACGUCCAGCUCGUGUGAUCCCCGCCAUGGCUGGACUCCAGAGUUUUCUUUUUAUGUUGCAGUGUCUCUGCAGCAGAAUAGCAGGAGGCUUUAUUUUGCUCAGUGCCACCAGAGACCUCAUCCCAGCAGACUGUGUGUCAAAACGCCUGGUUGUGGCUUCAGUUCUGGGCCUGAUGGCCCCUUAAAGGGAUCUUUUUAUAGCCCUCUCCCCAGCGAUUCCUCAUCCGCUGCCAAGACAAAAGCAUCCAAAACGUCCGGCUUCAACCCGUGCAUGGGCGGUGCCUGUGGUCGCCCAGCUGUGCGUCCUCUGGUCGACACCGGGGCCAUGGUUUUCGUCGUGUUUGGGAUCCUGGGAGUGAAUCGAAGCGAAAACAGGGAAAACCAUGUGAUUGGAGACAUGGGCAGUGUUAUACUAGAUCCAGACUUUGAUAUUUUCAAAGAGAUGGGCCAUCUUUGCAAAAUCUGCAAAGCUGUCGGUGCCAACAGAAAACUGGUGAAGCCAGGAGGAGCUCAGUGUUUGCCCUCAGGAAACAAGCUCUCCUCUGUUCUUCCGCUGCUCCAUCCUGAGUGCCAAUCUCUGCCUGAACCCAACCUCCUCCCUGGGCAGCUCUCCCACGGAGCAGUAGGGAUGCAUGGAGGGAAGGUUCGCUGGUUGUCCAUGGCCUUUGAAUCGACCACAUACAAGGGGAAGUCCUCCUUUCAGACCUAUUCAGACUUCCUUCAGUGGGAGAACUUCAUCCAGGAGCAGCUUGCCAGCCUCCCACCCACCUCUGCUCUCCAGCGAGGUUUCCAGACAUGUGAGCACUGGAAGCAGAUCUUCAUGGAAAUUAUAGGUGUGGAAAGUGCCCUCUGGAGUCUCCUGCUCUCUCUUGGGAUCUGUGUGGCUGCUGUCUCUGUGUUUACAGCACAUCCUCUGCUGCUGCUGCCUGUGCUCAUCACAAUUAUAGGAGUGAUCUGUCUUGUCGUGGCUGUCAUGUAUUGGCUGGGAUGGGAGAUGGGAGCAGUGGAGGCAAUUUCUCUGUCAAUACUUGUCGGAUCUUCUGUGGAUUACUGUCUGCACCUGGUGGAGGGAUACCUGCUGGCUGGGGAGACGGCUUCCACGAUGCCUGGACAGAACUCUGAGCCUUCAGCUGAGCGGCAGAGGCGAACUUUGGAGGCAGUGAACCAUGUGGGCGUUGCCAUAGUGUCCAGCGCUGUCACCACAGCAAUCUCCACAGUCCCUCUUUUCUUCUGCGUCAUUGUGCCUUUUGCCAAGUUUGGUCAGAUCGUGGCCAUUAACACAGCUGUCUCCAUUUUGUUCACCUUGUUCGUGACCUCUGCCUUGUUGGCUUGCAUGGCUCCGGCCCAUUUCAACAGACAUCCCAGAGCAGUGCUUAAGGCCAGCCUAGCCGUGACGGCAGCUGCGGCCUUAGGAGGGGCUCUGUGCUGGACUGGCCGACAGCUGGGGGCAUCGGCCUGGCGAUCGCUCAGCUCAUAAACUUCACUGUCCUCUGCUCACACUGAUGUCAGACAUGAGUAAUGUAUUCUCCUUUACCUUCAAGGGGAUUAUUAGAUCAGAAAGUGAUCUUUAAAGCACAAAGAUGUCAACACAGCCUCAGUAAUUUAAAGCUAUUUGUUAUCCAAGAACAGAUUUUAGUAAUCAGCUAACCUGGGUUAUAAAAAACAAAACUUUUAUGUCUUGGAUAUCUUCUAAAAGUCCAGUGUAACUAUAUGACAAACGUUUUUAUAUUUUAUUUCACAACCACAUAUUUAUGUGUGAAGGGAUUUUUGUGACAGAUCAACACAAAGUAGCACAUAGCUGUGCAAUGGAUGGACACUGUAUAGUUUCCAAACCAUUUAAAAACCUGAAACUGUUUGUCUUCACCAGCUUUGCACAUUAAAGGUUUGAAACUUAUUCCCAUUUUUCUUAAAAGAAAAACACCUAAAACUGUGGAUUAAGAUAGUUUCUGUACAUUUUUGCGCUAUUUCUUUUAAAUAUAUGAGGAUUUUAACAGUCUUAAAUCUCUCCACAUUCCUUUGUAAUAAUAAUGAUUUACAAUAAACUUAAACUCCACUUACCAAUAAGGUGAGUGCUGCCCUGAAUUUUAUUUAGGGGUGUCAACAUUUUAUAGUUUCAGGUAUUAAAAUAUUGGAAAAAA
Cyprinodon tularosa is the source of this 5189-nucleotide messenger RNA. It is a transcript of the gene disp3, whose product is annotated as dispatched RND transporter family member 3. The coding region runs from base 518 to 4528 and encodes 1336 amino acids. The transcript is spliced from 23 exons. The record is from RefSeq and is a predicted model, not a curated record. NCBI's taxonomy places the organism in Eukaryota, Metazoa, Chordata, Actinopteri, Cyprinodontiformes, Cyprinodontidae. Gene Ontology annotation, cellular component: membrane.